AUGGCUGUUGCAAAUGGAUCUGUAAACAUCACAGAAGCUUUUCCAUAUAUCAGGUAUGGCUUGACUGGGUUUCUGAGAAAGUCUUCCAACCCCCCCCCCCUCAAAAAAAACCCACCCUUCUCUAGCUUCCAUCUUUUCAGGAAGUCAAGUUAUUCUCUGUAUUGAAGAGAACCCUUUUGAGUGACAGCCUCAAGCCUUGUGGAACAGGCGGGCCAUAGCCAACCUGAUGUUCUCCAGAUCUUCCGGUCUACGACUUCCAUCAGACCCAUCCAAAAUGGCUUUGGGGUGUGUGAUGGGGAGGAUGUGCCACUGUGUCCUUCACUUCAGGCAGCAAGAGGGCCUGGACCAGCCUAGAGAAGAAGGAUGGAAUAUUGCCCCAUCCAGGCCUAACUAGACUACCCAGCAAUCGGUGUGCAUCAUUUUCAGCCCUAGGACUCCCCUUUACCCCAAACACACACCUGGAGACCAAUUUCUCUCUUUUAUUUUAUACUCUAUCCUGUAUAUGGAUGGUAGCAGCGCAGCUGUGCUGUGACCCACUUUGGAUGAGGCUGCAAUCCAGUUGUGGGUCCCACCACACUAGCUGAGGAGGACCAAUGAACUAGGGCUGUUUCUGUGUACUGAAUUGCUUCUAUUGAUGGGCUGGGGGGAGUCUAAGGGGCCAACUUCUAAACUCAGCUGCAAUCUGUAUGAAUUCCCCCCUUGUCUUCCUCCAGCACAUGUGGCUCUUCCCCACCCCAGAGCUGUGUCUUUGGUCAAGUUCUUAAUCUAGGAGCUUUUCUAGGUAAGCCCUGUCUCUCUUGGUCUCUUUCCUUUUGCCACCAUGUGUCUCCAAUGCUCCAUAUUUAAUCAGGGACAGCCCUAACCUUUUAGUUCAGGGGCAGGGAACAUUUUCCUGGUCAAAGGGCCACAUGCCUUUCUGGGCAACCUUCCAGGGGCCACUUGCCAGUGGUGGGUGGGGCCAUGGGCAAAAGUGGGUGGAGCAACUAAUGCAAAUUUUACCUUUGGUACAGUAGGCUGGUUUCUACAGAGAUUCAUACACACACGCCUCUCUAUUCUCCAUCCAAGAGGCAUUGUCUGAGUGGAAGGACGCCUCUAGCAAAAACACUCAAGGAAGAUGCAAAGCCAAGCCUGUGAGGGGCUGGAAAGAUGUGUGGCCUGAGGAGACUCUUGAGAGCCAGAUAAAGAGAUGAGGAGGGUCACAUUUGUCCCCUGAGCCUGAGGUUCAUUCCUCUCCCAUUUUAAUUCUUAGCUCUGGUCAAUAACUGUCCAUAUUUCUGUCUGUGGAGGAUGCCCAGUUAGGAUGGUGUCGGUGCAGCAGGUGCAUGUGUGGAGGGGAACGAAUGCCGUGUUAGGGAUUCAUUGGGGAAGGAGUUGAAAAGAAAACCACCAGGCCUGUAAGCCCUUUCAACAAAUCUGCGCUGCAACGACACUUCGGAAGAUGCACCUUAAACAGGAUAUUGUAGUCCUGGCAAAGGAGCCAGGUGUUAUGUAGUGGUUAAGAGCGGUAGUCUUGCAAUCUGGGGAACUGGGUUCGUGUCUCCGCUCCUGCACAUGCAGCUGCUGGGUGACCUUGGGCCAGUCACACUUCUCUGAAGUCUCUCAGCCCCACUCACCUCACAGAGUGUUUGUUGUGGGGGAGGAAGGGAAAGGAGAAUGUGACGGGUAGUGAUAAAGCCGGAUAUCAAAUCCAAACUCUUCUUCUACGAUCAAAAUAACGGUGGGAUUGGAGCAACUGAAUCAUGAGGAAAGGUUGAGACUUUUUAGUCUAGAAGAAAGGCAAGCGCGGUGGAUAUGAUACAGGUGUACAGAAUUAUUAUCAUUGGAAAAAGCGGAUUGAGAGAGGCUUUCUUCCCUCUCUCAUAAUACAAGACCCCAAAGGGUUUUUGAGGAUUCAGGGCAGAUGAAAGAAAAUAAGGUAACUUCUCUCCCAGCACAUAGUUGAAAUAUGAAAUUUGCUCCCGCAGUAUGUAAUGAUAGGACACCAGUUUGAAUGGCUUUAAAAGAAUAUUAGGCAAAUUUAUGGAGGGAAAGGCUGUCUUCUACUUUAGAGUCUGCCUCUCAGUGACAUGUAUGGACCAUGUGGUGGCUCUGGGACAGCAAAUGAAAGGAUGGAUCUUAUCAGCCUCAAUAACUGACAUCUCUUCCAGGCGCAGUGAUCUGCUUUCUGAAAUACCAACAGGUGCGGGAUUAUGGCUGUCAUUCCCGUUUAAAUCUAGUUGGGCUCAUUUUCGGCCUACUCUGUGCCCUCGGGUCGUCUAUUGUGGGCAAUUUCCAGGUAAGAAGCUGCAGAUGGGGAGGGGGGUUGACAAGCCUUACCAAAAAUGAAGAGGAGGAGGUCUCAGUAGGGAUGGUCCUUAAAUGACAGGGGUGGUCAGAAGAGGCCCACCCAUCUCACCUUUGCUGGGGAUGCAGAAGAUUGUGGGGUAUUUGGGGGGGGUCUAGGAUGUUUCCCGAACAUCUCUACACACUUUAAAAAGGCGAUGGGGACGUGGUUUGUCUUAAAAUUGGGGCUUGUGAAUUUCAUUGAAAAGGAUUUCGAUGAACUAGAACAUGAAAUGGCCUUGGUGGGGUGGGAUUUUCUCUGUUGAUUUACUCUGUUCUCUUUCCCCUACAGGAAAAAAACCAGAUAGAAACCCAUUUAGUUGGGGCCUUCUUGGCUUUUGUGGUGGGCAUCCUUUAUUUCUGGGUCCAAACAUUCCUGACCAACCGAGUGAAGCCGAGGCACGGAGGAUGGUGGAUCGGGCCCCUCAGAUUCUCCCUCAGCUUCUGUGGUUCUGCCUUUCUCAUUGCCAGUAUCCUGAACUAGAGCGUUGUCUUUAAAGAUGCAGGAGGGGAAAUUGCGGAGUACGCAGAGGGCUUUUAUAAGGAUCCAUAGAUCAGCGGCAGAGCAUCUGCUUUGCAUGCAAAAGGUCCCAGGUUCAAGUCUCUCAGCAUCUCCAGGUAGGGCUGGGAGAGAUUCCCUGCCUAAAAUCCUGGAGAGCUGCUGCCAGACUGUGUAGACAUUACUAGCUUGGAUGGACCAUUGGUCUGACUCAGAAUAAGGCAACUUCCUGUGUUCUAAGGGAAGAGACAGGUAUUAUCUACAUUAUUAUCAACAUGAAGCAGCUUGGGGUUAGUUGAUAGAUAGUGUGAUUGGGAGGUUGAAGGGCACAGUUUCACAUCUAUUAUCUCUUGCACCAAGUUGUUGUUUAGCCUCAAUUGGCUUUUCUUUGAUGUGCUAUGCAGAACUGGAAACACACUCACUCGUAUCCUUAGGGACUGGCUUCAAGUGGUCCCGAAGAAUUUCUUUAAAAAAUGUUCUUAGUAUUUAUUAGGAGCCCAGGCAGCCCAGAACCUGGGACUUUUCUGAGGCCGGUGCCAGGAGUUGGCAUGGCCAGGCAAAUGCCCUUAGCCUGGCAUGAGGGGACGGAGCAGACACCACUGGCAGCAGUUUGCUAGCUCUGUUGUUGCCUGUUUGUUUGCUCACCCACCCACUGGCCCAAGGGGGACGGGCAAAUGAGAAGCAGCAACAUCUCCUGCUGUUGUCACUGCUUGCUUGCCAGUUUUCCCUCUCGAGCUGGUAACAGUGGCCGUUAAGGAGGCUGCGGCUUACCAAAUGCAUCUUGUGAGAGUCCUGCCCCACAUCCAAAAACAAAGUGGAACUAGGUCUGGCCUCUCCUCAGUCUUGCCUAGGGCUGCAUAUACACCGUGCAUUUAAAGCACAUUCUACCCCAUAAUAAUAAUAAAAGACCUGGGAACUGUAGUUUAAGGGUGUUGAGAAUUGUGGCUCUGUGAAGGGUAAACUAUUGUUCCCAGGAUUCUGUGGAGGAAGCUACAUGCUUUAAAUGCAUGGUGUGUGUGCAACCUAUAUCUCUUUUGGGAAUAACAGAUGCACCGGCUCUGGCUCCUUUUUCCUUGACUCCUUUAAUCCCAGCGAUUGUGCUCUUUUUCCUGAAGCUGCAUUCUGAGUCAGCCUACUGCGAAUGGGCCCUGGCCAUGGUCCUCUUCCUUCUCUUUGGGCUCUUUGCAGUGGAUUUCUGGCACAUGGGGACCUGCUCAGUUCACGUCUAUCACCAGCGGGCAGACCAAGCAGCUCAAGACAUGCAGACGUCAACGCAGACUCUCCCUCUCUGA
This is a messenger RNA of Podarcis lilfordi (Lilford's wall lizard), 4113 nucleotides long. NCBI's taxonomy places the organism in Eukaryota, Metazoa, Chordata, Lepidosauria, Squamata, Lacertidae. The record is from the annotation of a GenBank genome assembly.